This is a messenger RNA of Plasmodium cynomolgi strain B, 6210 nucleotides long. RefSeq lists its product as hypothetical. Bases 1 to 6210 code for a protein of 2069 amino acids. The transcript is spliced from 4 exons. NCBI's taxonomy places the organism in Eukaryota, Apicomplexa, Aconoidasida, Haemosporida, Plasmodiidae. The record is from RefSeq and is a predicted model, not a curated record.
AUGAAAAACUACAACUCUAACAGCUCUAGGAGCAAAAUGAAGGGGGAAAAAGGCGCUGCCCAGGGUGCCAGCCAUGGCGGUGGGUAUAGUGGUGGAUACGGCGGCGGGUACGGCGGCGGGUACAGUGGAGGGUACAGCGGAGGAUACGGUGGAGGGUACGGUAGCGGGUACGGAGGCGGGUAUAGCGGCGGGUAUAGUGGAGUUCACAGCUACAACAGCGGCUACUACCCGAACACCGGUUCGUCUUACCACAAAAAAAAAAACAGCGUAAAGUACGGAAAGGGCGCGUACGAUAAUGAGUACACAAAGGAGAGAGAUAAGAAGGGGAAGAAUUCCGAUGGGAGACCUCACAAAAACGAGCAAUCGAGUGGUGGUCACGGGAACAAGGGUAACACGAAUAGGGGCAGCUCCAGUAGGGGGGGCCCCAAUAAAGGCGUCGACAAUAGUGGCCACGUAGGUGGCGCACAGACGCAUGAAGACCUUACGGCGUUUAAUCUGAACAAAAAUGAUAGCAUCUUCGAAGACGUAGAUAAAAUCAACAACAUCACGUUCGGACACAACGACAAUCCCGAAGGGGACUUCUCCUAUACCAUGAAUAACAACCUAAUUGAAAAUGAAAAAAAGUUAUUUAAGUUAAACAAAUUGGACAAUAAAAAUUUGGACUGCUCCGACUUUUUGCGCCUACAAGAAAGGGACAUCAUUGAUAGUAGCUCCGCACAUUUUAUCAAACGGGAGGAUGAAAGGGAUCCCUUUUUUGCCCACAACAAGGAGGAGCAGCGGCAGGAGCAGCGGGGGGGGCUUUACGGGAUUAACGAAAAAAAGGUGCCAUCGAAUGAGGCAGGCCAUAGUAGCAAGCACAUGAAGAACGUCAGCUUCCCCUCCAACAGCAAACAAAGGAACAACGAAAGUGACGACCUGUUCCAGUUUGACAACAAAAUGUGUAACCUAACCAAAUUUAUUAAUAAAAAUAUUUUCUAUACAAACGAAAACGAUGAGGUGAAAGGAGACGUAAUGAACGACGACGAGUCUGUUGAGAGUGCAGACCCAUUCAGUUUUAUCAACACCCCCGAGAGGAAUAAACAGUCAGUACAAAACAAGGCUUUAAGCAAAGGAGGAAUUAGAAGCACCUCCAACGAUAAAGAACACAUGCAGAAAAAAAUUUACCCAAAAGGGGAACACCAGAACAGGGACCAAGAAGAUAACGAAUUCGAGAGAAAGGCAAAUAUCGAUUCGUACAGAUACAACGAAAAUGAUUUCACCAAAAUUUAUCUGAUGAAUAAUUUUGAACACAUCCAUGACAGCAACACUUUUAAUGAAAAUUUCGAGGGGGAUUAUUUACACAUGUUGGGGAGAAAAAAUAUGAAAAAGGUAAGCAGUAGUAAUAACGUCGUGGGGGAUCUCCAAAUGGGAGAUGGCGCAGUGGAAUCGGUAGGAAUGGAGGGUCUCCUCCCAUGGGGACAAGACAAUUCUGAGCAGGCGAGAAUGUUAUCUCAUAGCUUGAUGAACAAUGCGGAGAGGAAUUUCUCCAUCAGAGGAUUGAACGAACGGAUGUUGGAUGGAAGAAAUCAUGAACUGGACGAAAAUCUGCAAUUUUUGAAUAGCCUCAGAAAUGUGUAUGGCCACUUGGGUGAGGAAGAAGGCGGUACGGGGGUGCCCGGCAUGCCAGGAAUGUCCGCCUUGCCAGGAAUGUCCUCCUUGCCAGGCAUGUCCGCCAUGCCCAGUGUGCGCGAUUUGAAGGGAGGACGCAGCCCCGUUAUGGAUGCCACAUACACUAACGAUGUGCACCUCCAGGAGGAGAAGCACAACCAACUGCGUCAGAUGCAGCAGUUGAGGUUAGCAGCGGAGGAGAACUACCUGGACCCCUCGCGCAAGAUAUCAGCCAGUCUGGACAACUUGGACAAUCUGAGCAAUAUGAGCAGCCUGGCCAAUCUGACCAAUCUGAGCAACCUGGCUAAUCUAACCAAUCUGUACCCCUUCAAGGAAAACGAAAUAAACGACGAGUUCCUGCUAAGCAUGAACGAAAAGAAACCAAUGUAUCUUUUGAAGGAGGAUGAGUAUUACAUGAAAAAUGAUAAAAUUAAUGACCAUUUUGUGAAUGAUUUGAGGAAUUACAAGGGAGAUUAUAAAAACGAAUCGUUUAUUUUUCCUGAACAGGAGGAUCAGUCAAGUGAAUUUUUAUUCCAAAUGGGUCCCACCAAGGGCAUCCAUUUGGGGGAGAUGCAUAUAGGAGAAGAUAUGGGGGCACCUCGACAGGAAGGACUGCAACUUGGAGAGCGAUUAAUUAGCAGGGAGGUUAUCCCCCCCCGAGAGGACUACACAUUGAGGAAUAACCUCGAAGAAGAAAAUUAUUACGCCAAUUUAAAUGAAAAAAUAAAGAACGUAAAGGAGGAUGAAGAUGAGGAUGAAGAUUUAUUGUUGUUUAAUCAAGACGGGGAUUUAAAACUGGACGUAACCAAUGACUUAAACGCGCUGAAAAUUUUGAAUAACUACUACUUGGAUGACAAGGAGAAUGAUUUUAUGCUAAUGGAAAAGAACAAGAGUUCGCUGCUUUCCGGGGAGUUGAACUUAUCGGGGGGUGCAGGCUACCCGGGUGAGCGUUACCUAGGGGACAGAUCACCAAAUGGACGGGAUAGAUAUCCUGGGGAAAGGUCGCCAAACGAACGGGAGAGAUAUCCUGGGGAAAGGUCACCAAAUGAACGGGAGGGACACGCUGGGGAGAGGUCCCGUAAUGAACGGUCGCCACUGGAGAGAUCACCUAAUGAGCGCAUGUCGCGCGACCGCCUGCAGGCCAACAAACCUGGGGGACACAAGGUGAAAGGCGGGCCUAACUAUGCCAAGGAUAACCACCGCAGCCGGCACGGCAACCACUUCGAGAAAGGGAACAACCUAACCAACAAGAACUUCCCCAGUGCCCAUGUAGGCAUGUUACGAGAUAGACUUCAUCGAAGCACGUCAUCCAGUGGGUACAUAGACAAAUAUGAUCAGAAAAACUAUUUUUACAAAAGCGACAGAAUGAAAAAUAAUAGCAGCAGUAAGGCGUACCAAAUGAGUUACUCUCUGUCGUAUGAAGGUGGAGGUGGCAAGGGACAUGGUCAUGCCCUGAGAAACGUGAUGAGCAGUGAGAUCUACCAUCGCACCAAUGAGACGAACGAAUCGAUAUGCGAAAGCUUCAUAAUUCGUUUGAAAAAACAACACAUGCUCAAAUUAACGAGCUUUCUAAGAAUGAGUUAUAAAAAAACCAACCUCAAUGAUCUAAAUGAUGACCUGUACAACUACUACAGAUUUUUGAACAAAAUUAAUGGAAAUAUUAAACAGAAUAAUUACUUUUUCAAAUAUCGAAAUCUCAUGAAGAAGAGUGACAAGGAUAAGUUACUGAGGAUUCAACUCUCCUAUAUGAUUAUAAACCCUUCAAUACAGAAGAAUAGCGGAAAAUGGAACUUCAAAAAUGAGGCGAAAAAUGAUGGUCUCGGACAGCCCACCUUGAAGGAUGGUCGUGAAGCGGGCGAUGGAAUUUAUAAUGAUGCAGCAGAUCAAGAAGACCACAGGGAUGGAAGAAGACGAAUCACCGGUGACGACCAGACCGAUGGGGAAGCUGACAGCGUGGACAGUGGUGAUAGCGAAAUUAUAAACAUCCCUGGUGGAGCGGAUAGGAUAAGAAACAACUGUCUACCAAACGAUGAUAAUUUUACUAUGCUUUAUGCCAAUGGGGAGGAAGAAAAACUCUACAGCUUACUACAUGAGGAUAACUUUGACCUGCACAGCGAAAAUAUACUCAACAUUGACCUGAACAAAAUAUUAAACCUAACGUCCAGCAGUCCAACAGAACUGAAGGGUGACGAUUCGAAGGCAGAAAAGGAAAAGAACAAAGAGGGGGAAAAUGCUCGUGAGAAUGAAAACACAGGUAGAGAGGGUGCCCAGGCAGAUCAUCCAAACGUGGGAGAUAAAGGAGCAACCGAAUGUGAAGUCUCCAAGGAGGACAGCGGAAAGAAAGAAGAAACUACCAGCGGGGCUGACAACAAGGUUGGAGGCCAAAACGACGUGUCUAAGUAUGAUAACACUAAGAAACUGGGCAGAUUCGUUUUCGCCACGGUGCAUGAACCAAGAAAUUUAAUAACCCUAGCGAAGAAUGAUCCCCUAUUUGAUAGCUACGAUGAGGUGGUGGAGAAAUUUAAAAAUAUCAUAAUAGGUGAGGUAGCCUUGGAGCAGGGACCAAACGGGGAAAGUAAAGAGGACGCAUCUACGCCUGUUAAGAAGUGCACCUCGAAGGGCGCAAAAAAGGAUGACAAAAAGAAGGAUGACAAAAAAAAAGACGACAAAAAAAAGGAUGACAAAAAAAAGGAAGAGAAAAAAUCCGCACAGGAGGAAGCAGCUCCUGCUACGGCCAAGCUUCUCAUGCGAGACGUCGUCACGAAGAAAAUGCUGGAGAUGAUGUGGGACCUCUAUAUAGACAUAAAGAACAUUUACAAAGACAUAGACAAGUGCCCCUAUACACACAUUGAAACUAUAUCAAAAUAUAAUGAAGAGAUUAAAAAGAAAAAAAACACUCUCUUUAAUUUUAUCCUCCUGAAGAAGACCAGCGACGAGGAGACAGUUUGCAGUUCCCUCAUGAAUAGUCAUAACAACUUGUUUUUGAAGAAUAACAUAAGCAACGUGGACGUUACUGCUAACAAGCAUCUUUACCUAUACCUGACGGACUCACUCUACAGCACCAUCAAUAGGAACUUCGAAUUCCUCAUUUACCCGACCAUCGCAGAUUUGAUUAUAAACUUAUCCUUCGACGGGACCCAUGUGGCGAGGUACGUCAAGCAAGGGUUGGCACCUCGCAGCGAUGAGCAGCCAGGUGAUGUGCAGCCCCCCCCCAAGGGUAGCGGCACUACAUCAGACAGCAACAGUGGCAACACGGGCAACACGGGCAACACUAGCAACAUUAGCAACAUCUUUGCGCACCGCUUCCCCUUCAAGGACAACCUUGCGCUGCUGGGAAGCUCCACCCAGUUUGGCAAAGUCAUCCAGUUUAGCAGAACGUACUGCUACUACAACUUCGGAGGCUACAACGAGUGGGACAUUUUAGCCCCCUUCGACAGUACCGCUAACAGUCGUACGAACACUACAGCCAACGGCGCCUCCGUGGGAGCCCCCAAGGAAAAGAAAAAAAAAUCCUUCUUCUUCUUCAAGGAGAAGGAGAGUAAAAAAAGUACAAAUGACCAAACUAGUGAAGAAAAAGCAAACGAAGCCUUACCCAUGCCCCCAAACAGCAUGAGAGUACACAACGAGGUAACAAAAUUGGACGUGGACACAAAUAACCUGAAUGAGGAGCUCCAAAAAUUGAAGAGUAUACACUGCUUAUUCGUUAAUAUCAUAUUGAAAAAAAAAGGAGCAUGCGUGUACAAAAAGAUAUUAAAAGUUGUAAAAAAGAAAAAGAGAAUGACUCUCAUUUACUCCCUCUUUAGUAACUACCUUCUUCUCCUUUUCCUCCUUGCCCAUGCGGAUUAUUGUUUCGAAAAUAUGCUCCAUUAUGAGGAGUUCCUAAAGUUGCAGCUCCUCCACAUGAACGCGAACAUAAACACACUCAAUAAGUUUAUUAAGAAUGAGAAAAUGCAAAACAUAUUUUUCAUGAAUGAACACGAAGCUCAUUUGCGAAAUAGCGGGUUCCACCAAUUUAUUAACAUUAGGUGUAAACUCUACAGUAGUAAUGUUUAUUCAUCACUGUAUAUCUACCUUUUGGAUGUAUCUCUGUCCUAUUUGUUUACCCCCGGCAUUGGUAUUGCUUACGUGCAGAGUAUCUUGGCUCUCCUCCUCUAUUACAACUACGUGCAUUUGUACAUAACGAAGCUUCUCUUUUACAAGAGUGGAACCGCCCUCUUAACCAUUUUCCUUGUCAAAAUUAUCCCCUACGUUAAGGAUUUUGACAGAAACCUCAUAAUAUGCUUCCUCUACUCUGUGCUGCAUAGCGUGUUCUACAUCCUGUGCAACAUCUUUGCGCACCGCCUGGAGGAGGAGAGGCGGGAACACAAGGGACCCGAAUCGGAGUUGCACAUGAAAAUAUUAAUGAGCAUGCCAAACGAAAUUAGCUUUUACAAAAUUGUGUACAAGAGUGUGUGUAGUUAUUCCCACCAGGACAGCUUCUUCGAGGAGGAGAUCGCCAGCAUGCUAGAAGAUUUAGGAAAGGAUCCCAUCGUAAAGGUCAUAAUGAACUACAUUCAGAAAUGA